Rhagoletis pomonella (apple maggot) is the source of this 4169-nucleotide messenger RNA. It is a transcript of the gene slo, whose product is annotated as calcium-activated potassium channel slowpoke. Gene Ontology annotation, biological process: potassium ion transport; transmembrane transport. Lineage: Eukaryota; Metazoa; Arthropoda; Insecta; Diptera; Tephritidae. Gene Ontology annotation, molecular function: large conductance calcium-activated potassium channel activity. Gene Ontology annotation, cellular component: postsynaptic membrane. The record is from RefSeq and is a predicted model, not a curated record.
CGUGUUAUAUUGUAAGUUAACUACAGCAACAUCAACGUAGGGUAUAGACAUCAACAAUGCUGCCAAUGAAGGAUGUUGAUUUUUCACACAGGAAGCUAACUUGUAAGAAGGGGAUGUCGGGGUGUGACCAAAGCACUGUCGAAUCAUUGGCCGAAGAUCCAACAGAUUCACCAUUCGUUGCCGAUGAGUGUCUCAAAGUACGCAAGUAUUGGUGUUUUUUGCUCUCGAGCAUUUUUACCUUCCUUGCUGGCCUAUUUAUUGUGCUACUAUGGCGGGCUUUUGCAUUCAUUUGCUGUCGCAAAGAGCCCGAUCUGGGACCAAACGAUCCCAAGCAGAAGGAGCAGAAGGCGUCACGCAACAAACAAGAGUUCGAGGGUACCUUUAUGACAGAAGCCAAAGACUGGGCUGGCGAGCUUAUAUCGGGACAAACAACAACAGGACGAAUUUUGGUCGUGCUUGUAUUUAUACUCAGCAUUGCAUCACUCAUUAUUUACUUCGUGGACGCAUCUAGCGAAGAAGUCGAAAGAUGUCAAAAAUGGAGUAAUAACAUUACUCAACAAAUCGAUCUCGCAUUCAAUAUAUUUUUUAUGGUUUACUUUUUUAUACGAUUCAUAGCGGCGUCCGAUAAACUUUGGUUUAUGUUAGAAAUGUACAGUUUUGUAGAUUAUUUUACAAUACCCCCGUCCUUUGUAUCAAUAUAUUUAGAUCGGACAUGGAUCGGUCUUCGAUUUCUUCGAGCGUUACGUCUCAUGACUGUACCGGAUAUUUUACAAUAUUUAAACGUUCUAAAAACAUCGAGCUCGAUACGCUUGGCUCAACUAGUAUCAAUUUUUAUAUCUGUAUGGUUAACAGCGGCGGGCAUAAUUCAUCUGCUGGAGAACUCUGGCGAUCCGCUGGAUUUUAAUAAUGCUCAUCGAUUAUCCUAUUGGACCUGUGUCUAUUUCCUAAUUGUGACCAUGUCAACGGUAGGAUAUGGUGACGUUUACUGUGAGACUGUAUUGGGAAGAACAUUCCUUGUGUUCUUUCUACUCGUCGGCUUGGCAAUGUUUGCCAGCAGUAUACCGGAAAUAAUAGAGCUCGUCGGUAGUGGCAAUAAAUACGGCGGCGAACUGAAAAGAGAACAUGGAAAGAGACAUAUUGUCGUUUGCGGACAUAUAACGUACGAGUCGGUGUCGCAUUUCUUAAAGGAUUUCCUGCACGAGGAUCGUGAGGAUGUGGAUGUGGAGGUUGUAUUUUUACAUCGCAAGGAGCCUGAUCUGGAGCUAGAAGGUCUGCUGAAACGUCACUAUACGACAGUGGCGUUUUUUCAGGGCACCAUGAUGAAUGCAGUCGAUUUGGAACGAGUCAAGGUACACGAAGCUGAUGCCUGUUUGGUACUGGCCAAUAAAUAUUGCCAAGAUCCCGAUGCCGAAGAUGCUGCCAAUAUUAUGCGAGUCAUCUCAAUUAAAAACUACAGCGAAGACAUACGAGUGAUUAUACAACUUAUGCAAUAUCAUAAUAAGUCACCAGACAUGCAGUCUUGGACCAAUGAUUAUCUGCGCGGUACCGGCAUGGAAAUGUACACAGAAACUUUGAGUCCCACAUUUAUUGGAAUACCAUUUGCUCAGGCCACUGAACUGUGCUUUUCGAAACUGAAACUAUUGCUGGUAGCUAUCGAAAUCAAAGGUGCCGAAGAGGGUGCGGAUAGCAAGAUUUCCAUCAAUCCGCGCAAUGCUAAAAUACAAGCGAACACGCAAGGCUUCUUUAUAGCUCAAAGCGCUGAUGAAGUGAAACGAGCCUGGUUCUACUGCAAGGCCUGCCACGAGGAUAUCAAAGACGAAACGCUGAUCAAGAAGUGUAAAUGCAAAAACUUGGCAACGUUCAGGAAAGGCGUCCGCGCCGUCCAAAUGGUGGGACGUGCAAAUGAAUUCCAUCCAGCGCCCACAUUUACGCCGCCAGAGCUGCCCAAGCGGGUGCAUGUGCGCGGAUCAGUAACGGGUGACAUGACACGCGAUAGAGAGGAUGUAAACCUUAUAAAUCGCAAUGGCCGCCGUACGAACGGCACUGGUAACGGUAGUACAGGGAUGCAUAUGAACUCCAUAGCAGCGAAACAAGUUAACAAAGUGAAGCCAACAAUUAACCGACAACAGGUUGAAGGUCAGGUUAUAUCACCCUCACAGUACAAUAGGCCGCCAGAAAACGAUGCUAACCCAUAUGCGGGCUAUCAACUCGCUUACGAAGUUAAAAAGCUCAUGCCAACUAGCCGGAGUUCCGGCACUGGUACACAAAACCAAAACGGUGGCGUCACACUACCGGCCGGUAUUGCGGAUGAUCAAUCGAAGGAUUUCGAUUUUGAAAAGACCGAAAUGAAGUACGAUUCGACGGGUAUGUUCCACUGGAGUCCGGCUAAGAAUCUAGAAGACUGCAUACUGGAUCGCAAUCAAGCGGCAAUGACCGUUCUAAAUGGUCAUGUUGUCGUAUGCCUUUUUGCCGAUCCAGAUUCGCCGCUAAUCGGAUUGCGCAAUUUGGUGAUGCCACUGCGCGCCUCAAACUUUCACUAUCACGAACUGAAGCAUGUGGUGAUAGUCGGUUCGGUGGACUACAUCCGACGAGAAUGGAAAAUGUUACAGAAUUUGCCAAAGAUAUCGGUGUUGAAUGGUUCGCCGCUGAGUCGCGCCGAUUUGCGUGCCGUUAACGUGAAUCUGUGCGAUAUGUGUUGUAUAUUGUCGGCGAAAGUUCCUAGCAACGACGAUCCGACGCUGGCCGAUAAGGAGGCCAUUCUCGCGUCGCUCAACAUCAAGGCAAUGACCUUUGACGAUACGAUCGGUGUACUGAGUCAACGUGGGCCCGAAUUCGAUAAUCUGAGCGCGACCGCUGGCAGCCCCAUUGUGCUGCAACGGCGCGGCUCCGUUUACGGCGCGAAUGUGCCCAUGAUAACAGAACUGGUCAACGAUAGUAACGUGCAGUUUCUCGAUCAAGACGAUGAUGAUGAUCCGGAUACGGAACUAUAUCUGACGCAGCCGUUCGCCUGCGGUACAGCCUUCGCCGUUAGUGUUCUCGACUCGCUGAUGUCGACGACGUACUUUAAUCAAAACGCUUUAACGUUGAUCCGCUCUCUAAUCACCGGCGGCGCUACACCAGAGCUGGAGCUCAUACUCGCCGAAGGUGCUGGUCUGCGUGGCGGCUAUAGCACCGUGGAUAGUCUUAGCAAUCGUGACAGAUGUCGUGUUGGCCAAAUAUCUCUGUACGACGGACCAUUGGCUCAAUUCGGUGAAUGCGGCAAAUAUGGUGAUCUAUUUGUGGCGGCGCUCAAGUCGUACGGCAUGCUAUGCAUUGGCCUCUACCGAUUUCGGGACACGAGUUCAAGUUGUGAUGCGAGUAGCAAGCGCUAUGUUAUAACGAACCCACCCGAUGAUUUUUCACUACUGCCAACAGAUCAGGUUUUCGUAUUAAUGCAAUUCGAUCCGGGCUUAGAGUAUAAACCGGCCGCUGUGCGUGCGCCAGCUGGCGGUCGUGCUGCCAACACACAAGGCUCCGGGGUCGGUGGGGGUGGUUCAAACAAGGAUGAUAACUCUUGAUUGUUACUGUGUAGCGCCUUAACUGAUGGUCCUUACUCGUACAUUUGAACAAUGGAGCAAACGAUCGGGUACAAAAUAGCGCAUUUCUGGCAAUUAAUAAUCGGCAAAAUAUGGCAAAAAUUUCUAAAGGCAAUGCAAAAUGUAUCAAACAAAAAGUAUUAGAUAACACAACGGAAAGUUCGUGUUCUAAGUAGUAUCGCCAAAGAAAACUGAUUGUGAAUUGGAAAAGAAAAUUACCUAUAUGGAAAAAAUAACAAUUGUAUGUAGUACUUGGCAGACCAAGUAAAUGCGCUAUUUUGUACGUUUAUAUUUGCACAGACAUUCGCACAAGCGAACCUCAAUGGUAUUCUACAUAACAAAAUGAGGAAUGAGACCAAACUACUUAAACAAUUUUAUAUCGAUUUAAAGCAAAUGUCUUUGCAAAUAUAAAAUAAAACUCCAAUAAAAAAAAAUAUAUACACAAAACUGAUUCAUUGGAUCAGUAGAGUAAAAUCCAUCGUUCAAAUGGUUUAAAGAUUGCUUCCCACACCAUUCCGUCAAACUCCUCUAACUUCUUGAUAAAUUUUUCUAAAAAAUAUUUAUAACCUGUAUUUAUUUUUAUUUUUAUUAAUU